Messenger RNA from Rhodotorula graminis WP1, 1562 nucleotides. RefSeq lists its product as uncharacterized. The coding region runs from base 14 to 1465 and encodes 483 amino acids. Lineage: Eukaryota; Fungi; Basidiomycota; Microbotryomycetes; Sporidiobolales; Sporidiobolaceae. The record is from RefSeq and is a predicted model, not a curated record. The transcript is spliced from 12 exons. Gene Ontology annotation, biological process: biosynthetic process. Gene Ontology annotation, molecular function: pyridoxal phosphate binding.
GCCCAAUCCAGCCAUGUCAAGCACACCAGUACAGCGCCUCGUACAAGGCGUCAAGGACCACUCGCGUCACGAAGACGACUCGGACGCGCACAAGCUCUUCCGCUCCGUCCCGGGCCACGGCCACCAUUCCGACGACAAGGAGGGCCACGACGUGCCCGGCAUCGUCCCGCCUGGCUCGACCGGCGUCAUCUAUGUGUCGGAGCGCGCGAUGGCCAACGGCUGGACUGCAGGGAGCAACGAGUGGGCCAACUUUGGUCAGGGCGCUCCCGAGGUCACCCACAUCGAAGGCUCCUCGCCUCGUCCCGACAAGAUCUCGCUCGCCGACCUUUCGGCCACCAUCGGCGACGACGUCAACGAGUACGCGCCGACGACGGGCGUCAAGGAGCUGCGCGAGAAGGUCGCCGCCUACUACAACGACACGUACCGCGCCGACAAGGCGAGCCAGUACACUUGGGAGAACGUCUGCAUCGUCCCGGGCGGUCGAGCCGGCCUCACUCGAGUCGCGAGCGUCAUUGGCGACGUCUUUGUGUCCUACACGAUCCCCGAGUACACCAGCUACGACCAGCUCCUUUCGUCGUUCAAGCGCCUCGUCCCGCUGCCGACCACGCUUCGCGCCGAGGAUGGCUACCACCUGAGCAUCGACCACCUCGAGGAGCUCAUCCGCGAGCAGGGUAUCACAGCUUUGUUCCUCUCGAACCCGCACAACCCGACGGGCCAGGUCAUCCACGGCGAGGAGCUCAAGCGGAUCGUCGAGUUGUCGAGGCAGGGCACGACGAUGGUCCUCGACGAGUUCUACGAGCAGUACGUGUACGACCUCGGCGAGGGCGCGCAGGUGUCGGCGGCCGAGUUCGUCGACGACGUCAACGAGGACAACGUCAUCCUCAUCAACGGCCUCACCAAGUGCUGGCGGCUACCCGGCUGGCGCGUCUGCUGGGUCGUCGGGCCCAAGUCGCUCGUCCGGGCGCUCGGCCAGAGCGGCGGCUUCCUCGACGGCGGCGCGUCGCACGUCCUCCAGGUUGCCGCCCUCCCGCUCCUCGAGCGCGACCGCGUCAAGCAGGACCGCAUCGCGCUGCAGCGCCACUUCCGCCAGAAACGCGACUACGUCGUCGGCCGGUUGCGCGAGAUGGGCUUUGCCGUCAAUUGGCCGCCGACGUCAUCCUUCUACGUGUGGCUCGACCUGUCCGAGCUGCCGCAGCCGCUCGACAACGGCCUCGUCUUCUUCGAGGAGGCGCUCAAGGAGAAAGUCAUCGUCGUACCGGGCUGCUUCUUUGACCUGAAUCCCUCGCAUCGCCGCAACCUGUUCGACUCGCCGACCAGCCACUUCGUCCGCCUCUCGUUCGGCCCGAGCCAGGACCAACUCGAGCGCGGUCUCGACGGCAUCGAGCGCCUUCUCGAGCGUGCGCGCAAGCUCGUCGUCGAGGGCAAGGACCUGCGCGAGGAGUUUGGCAAGGACCUCAAGCGGUGAGACGGCCGACGCGGUACUCGUUGUGUAGCUCUCGAGCGAGAAGUCAUGGCCGCUCUCGCGAGUCAAGGAUAGAGAGAAGCGUGCGCAGUGAUACAAC